Messenger RNA from Sodiomyces alkalinus F11, 1050 nucleotides. Its product is annotated as putative pectate lyase F. Gene Ontology annotation, biological process: pectin catabolic process. The transcript has 5 exons. The record is from RefSeq and is a predicted model, not a curated record. Gene Ontology annotation, molecular function: pectate lyase activity. NCBI's taxonomy places the organism in Eukaryota, Fungi, Ascomycota, Sordariomycetes, Glomerellales, Plectosphaerellaceae. The coding region runs from base 231 to 941 and encodes 236 amino acids. Gene Ontology annotation, cellular component: extracellular region.
GCUUUGAACAUAUCCGGGUGCUGGUGGCAGGGAUAUGAAGAUGGGGGAGCAGUUUUCGUUCAAAGCUUCCCCAGAUCGAGGGAACCGAGGGGAAGGGGACGGGUCCUUGUUUCUGCAUAUAAGAUUCGAAGAUCCCGCCAUGCUGAUCCGACCCUUGUGAAAGAUUGAUCGUCCUAUUCCAACACCGCCGCAGUCGAUUUUGUCUCUUUUACCUGCCCCAUCCCCUCAAGAUGCUUCCAAUUCCCAGGCUCGCCCUAGCGGCUCUUCUCGUUGCCCUCCCGGCGUCUCUGGCUUGCCUGGGCCACGAAGGCGGCGUCCCCGUCGCCACAGGGCACCACUCCAACCCGCAGGUAAUCGAAGUCGCUGCGGGACAAGUCUUCGAUGGCGGUUGGGCGCGGUACGACCGCGGUCCGGGUGCCUGCAACGAGCAGGCCGAAGGUGACUGGCGAGACGCGGUCUUCUAUCUCCGCCGCGGCGCUACCCUGCGGAACGUCGUCAUCGGGGCCAACCAGGCCGAAGGCGUCCACUGCGACGGCCCCUGCACUCUCGAGUUUGUCUGGUUCGAGGAUGUCUGCGAGGAUGCCAUCUCUGUGAAGAAUGACAGGGAUGGCGAUCAUACGUGGAUUAUCGGAGGAGGCGCGUACCAUGCCGACGACAAGAUCAUCCAGCACAACGGCUGCGGCACUGUGAAUAUCAUCAAUUUCUACGCGGAAGACUACGGAAAGGUCUACCGCUCGUGCGGCAACUGCAGCUCGCAGUGCAAGCGCAACGUCUAUGUCGAAGGUGUCACGGCCUGGAACGGCGGCGAGGUCGUUGCUAUCAACGAGGCAUUUGGCGACACUGCGACGCUUGUCAAUGUCUGUACCGAUGCCAGUCAGGCAUGCUGGAUCUACGAUGGCUGUGCGGGUGGCUGCUCUCCUCAGAAGGUCCGCCCCUGCUGAAGAGGCGGGACUCCUGGAUGUCGGUUCGGGGUCAGCGGUUUGUCGUGUAUACCUAUACUUCAGUGGUGUCUACCUUAUGCGGCGCAAGGCGAACGAAUGUUCAUGACCA